Messenger RNA from Athalia rosae (coleseed sawfly), 1953 nucleotides. Its product is annotated as N-acetylglucosamine-6-sulfatase-like. Lineage: Eukaryota; Metazoa; Arthropoda; Insecta; Hymenoptera; Athaliidae. Gene Ontology annotation, biological process: glycosaminoglycan metabolic process. The coding region runs from base 173 to 1699 and encodes 508 amino acids. The record is from RefSeq and is a predicted model, not a curated record. The transcript is spliced from 9 exons. Gene Ontology annotation, molecular function: N-acetylglucosamine-6-sulfatase activity; glycosaminoglycan binding.
GCGUUUCGGUAUUGCCGCAGGGGUACGCAGGAUAUUUGUAUCUGACGAAAAGUAUGAUAAAGAACAAAAAGACUUGCAUUCGUCAGUUAAAUGAGUCGCAUUACACGGUACACAAUUGAAAUUGAAUUAUCAUUCAUUUUAUUACUGGUUUACAUAAGUCGAUUCGGGUCGCAUGCUUUGGGCUAUCAAAAUGAAUAUGCUACUACUAUACGUGCUCCUUUAUAGUUUCACAAUCGAGAUUAGUGCAUCAAAUAUUGUUCUAAUUAUAGCCGACGACUUAGACCUGGCAAUUGGUGGCAUGACUCCGUUGAAGAACACUAAGAAGUUGGUCGGAGACGAAGGAGGGGUUUUUUUGAACUGUUUCGUCAACUCGCCGAUUUGCUGUCCAAAUCGGGCUGCGAUUCUUACCGGACGAUAUCAACACAAUCAUUUAACCGUCAACAAUUCAAUUGAGGGUGGUUGCAGUAGUCUACAAUGGCAGAAAAAUCAAGAACCAAACAGCUUUGCUAAUCUAAUAAAGUCUAUGGCGAUUUACACUACGUUUUAUGCUGGAAAAUACCUAAAUCAGUAUGGCAGCAUCAAGGCAGGUGGUCCAGCUCAUGUUCCAGUCGGCUGGGAUUGGUGGGCUGGCUUAGUGGGGAAUUCCAAGUACUACAAUUAUUCCUUAUCCCUGAAUGGCACAGUCCGAGAGUACGGAGAUAAGCCCGAAGAUUAUCUCACCGAUGUGAUCGGAAAUCUCGCGAUAGAUUUUUUAAAGACUCGCAAUGCCGAUGACGAAAUUCCGUUUCUUAUGGUUUUGGCUCCACCUGCUCCGCACGCACCAUACACACCAGCUCCACGACAUACCGAUGCUUUUAAAGGGAUAAAUGCUACGAGAACGCCCAAUUUUAAUACUCCACAACAGAGGGAUAAACAUUUUUUGGUGAAAAACGGCGUAGCGCCGCUUCCGGACAGCGUAUUACCAAAGUUAGAUGAAAUUUAUAGACGUCGCUGGGAGGCAUUAUUGGCUGUUGAUGAUCUGGUAGAAAAUGUUUAUAAGACUCUCGCGGAACGGAAACUACUUGAUGACAGUUACAUAAUUUUCACUUCGGACAAUGGUUACCAUAUUGGACAGUUCAGCAUGCCGUUCGACAAACGCCUGCCUUACGAAACGGAUAUUCGCGUUCCAUUACUGAUGCGCGGCCCAGGAGUGCCGAGGGGAAAUAUUAAAAAUCCGGCUAGCAGUGUGGAUAUCUUCGCGACGAUUUUAGAUAUGGCUGGAACGGACGCACCCUCUGACGGUACCUCACUUCUUAGUCAUUAUCUCCAUACAGACAGAACUGUCCUUAUUGAGUACAGGGGCGAAAAAUCUGAGAAAACACCUACUUCAGGGUGCCCGACAGACAGAGACCCAAAUAUGGUUUUAUGCAGCAAGGAUUUUUCUUGCAAGUGUCAGGAUUGUUCAAACAAUACGUAUAGCUGUAUUAGGAGAGUAGCUCAGGGGGACGACAAUAUUUUCUGCAUAUUUGAAGAUGACGGGGUAAUGAUUUUAGAAUCCAAUACCAUCGAAGCGUACAAUUUGAGAGACGACAAUUUCCAAUUGAACAAUAUCGGAUACACCAUGAAAUCCGCCUUAAGACACCGGUUCAGGAAUCGUCUUAAACAAGCAGUUAUCUGUGAAGGAGCUGAUUGCGUUAUGACGGGCUCCCAGGCCGAUUAAACGACUAUUUUUUCAUUUCUGGCGCUGAAUCGUUUGUCAUUAAAUUUAUUUAAUCCAAUGUGUUGAGAAUUAAUUUUUUACAAUAUAAUACUUCGGAUAUCGAAUACUAUCAUGAUAUCCUCAUAGCUUCGUAUAAUAAUAUAGUGAUUGAAUUCGUAAGGUAUUUUUUUUAUAGUUCUUGGUAUGUUGUUCUCUGUACGAGAUAUACCGAAGAGAGUAUAAAAGUCUGCAUAAUAUACUCACUUCUUAAGUAA